Molecule: messenger RNA, 678 nt
Organism: Aspergillus thermomutatus
Lineage: Eukaryota; Fungi; Ascomycota; Eurotiomycetes; Eurotiales; Aspergillaceae
Exons: 3
Coding region: 1-678 (225 amino acids)
Source: RefSeq, a predicted model, not a curated record
AUGAAUCUCGGCACCUCCUCCCCCAUCGACCCCACAGGACCAGUCCUCACAGUUCGUAACUUCACCCCCAUCAACACCGAAUUGAACGUCGCUGAGAUCAAGAUUGAGAACAACGAGUCAAUCAACAUGCUUCCCAGAGCCGCAGAGGAACCACAGCCAACCUCGGCCCCAGCAACCGCGACACCUCGCAAGCGAGGCCGGAAGAAGGCCGCGGAGGGCGCAGACGACGAUGCAGACGCAGACAGCCCCGAGACCCCAACCAAGAAGGGGAAGACUUCGCCCAAGAAAACCUUGGGUGCUAUUCCGACCUCCUUGGAAUCAGCCGGGUUGGCCGACAGGAUGGUUUUGCGGAUGAGAGACGAGGAAGGCCGUAGCUGGACUGAGAUCACCAAUACCUGGACGAGUAUGACUGGUAUCAAGGUUGAAGGGAGCACGCUGCGGAAGCGCUACACGGCCAUGAAGGCGAAUUUCGUCUCCAUCAGUGCAGAAGAUGAAGCCAAGAUUCUCAAGGUGAAGAAAGAAGUUGAGGAGAAAUUCGAGCAGGAGAAGUGGCAAAAGAUCGCCGAGGGUGUUGCUGCGGAUGGAGGGAACAACUAUCCUGCGAAUGCGAUUCAGAAGAAGUUCAAAGAGCUGAGCAAGAGGGCUCAAGCUGCAGCAGCAGCUCAGACCGAGGACUGA